Molecule: messenger RNA, 1810 nt
Organism: Thrips palmi
Lineage: Eukaryota; Metazoa; Arthropoda; Insecta; Thysanoptera; Thripidae
Gene: Vps16B
Product: spermatogenesis-defective protein 39 homolog
Exons: 13
Coding region: 191-1624 (477 amino acids)
Biological process (GO): intracellular protein transport; vacuolar transport
Cellular component (GO): cytoplasm
Source: RefSeq, a predicted model, not a curated record
GUUGUUGGCAUCCGCCCACAGUGACAGCAGAACAGGCUGUGUUAUGUAGUGUGUUGAAAAUCAAUUACCCUUACAUUGCUGUUAAUAAGAAUAGAGGAUGAUCAAUUUCACACUAUUGUUUACGUCAGAACACGUACUGACUAGCUUUAGUUCUACAUAUUUCAGAAAAAGGCCUAACUACCAGAUAUGAAUGAAACCUGCUAAGGUUAUGUUUUCGGUGAACAGUUCCCUUUUUCUUACUCAGUUUCAAGAUCACUUCAUCAUGGCAAGACAAGAUUCAGAAGCUGAUGACUUUUGGAACUCCAGUAGCAUCAAGUCUUUUAAUUUUGAUGAUGAGGAGACAGGUGGGGCAUUAUUUGGAGUGUCCAAAAGUGGCACAGCUCGCCUCUCGCAACAAGUGCGAGCUUCUCUCCCUGGUGAAGAUUUUGGAGGAACCAGCGACUCAUUGACAGGUUCAACAUCGACUACUCCAUCAAAUACUGCCCCACCGCUCAGAUCUCUUAUUUCUGAAAACUGUCUGGCUUCCAUUUUGGAAGCUGAUCUACCAGAUGCAGUCUAUGGGGGUCGAACGAAAAAAAAUGACAUGAAACCUGAGGAAGAAAUACGCAUGCUCAAACGUCAAGUCCAGGAAAGAUGGGAUGCACCGCCUGUUGAUUUGACCAUAAAAAAUAUCUUCCUUGGUCGUCCACACUCUCUUGAACCUUAUAGAAGCCUGUCUAGUAAACAUCUCUUGCUGGAUGCGGCGAUUAACUUAGGAGAUGGAAAUGCUAUAUUAGAGGUUGUCUUAUUUCUCGUGCGGACUUUGAAGAAGAGUUUGGUUCAUCAGAUUCUUGCUGCCAAUCCUGUUGCAGCUGCUCACUAUGCUAGAUAUCUUGCCACAAGAUUACAAGCCACUGAACUCACUGAUCUUUUAGUGAUGCUUGGGAAAAGCCGUGAAGCAGCAAUGAAACAAUAUCAAUUGUGCACUGCAACCCAAAGUGUACAGCGACAGAUUCAGAAACUGAAAUUGUGCAUCAGCAGCCACUUUGUUCAAGGAGACCCUAAUCUUAAGAAGAUAGCUCAAAAUCAUGUAGCAUUACUAGAAUGGGAGCAGGCAGUUGGAGCCAUGGACAGUGAAGAUUUAGUUGGAAAGUCAGCUGUUGGAUGUUUAGCUCAUGCUUGCCGUCUACACUGGGAUGAUCCUCGAGGAAGCCCAACAAACCCAUUUUCUUUGGCCCAGCUUCAUGGUGUCUGUGAGAAACAAGUGCAAUGGACGAUUCUCUCUGAGAGAGCGUCACAACAAGCUUGGCCAGAUAUCGACUCAGUUUUCAUUACUAAGAAUUGGAUUGGUAGUGGCACAAAAUUAAAAUUGGCUUUGCCAAUUGAAAAGGUAGUGAUUCAACUGCAUUCCAAGGGAGCUCCAGCGGAUGUUCUAUCAAAAUAUUUAGGAUUUGUCGAUGGUCAAGAAAGACGGAUCGCUUUAGCGCAGCAGCUUGGGUGUCAUAAAGUGGUGAUUGAUGGCUAUGCUGCCCUACGUGACCGACAGGGCUUGCAAGGUUACAAAGCAACUUUACAUCCGGGAUCAGAAUCCUUUCUUUAUGCUGAAGGGGUACUGAGAGUAUCCACCACCAAAUGGAAGAACUGAUCAAAUUGACUUUUCAAUUAAAACAAGACUUAUUUCCUGGUUCUAUCAAACAAAGUUUGGACAAGGUAACUGAGAAAUGUAAAAUUGUAACUCUGUCUAAACUCAAAGGAGGAGGGAAAAAAAGUAGCAACAUGUAUGUUCACAAGAAUUUUUAAUUAUUGUAUAAAACAACAAUACUCUACAACA